AUGGCGGAAACCUCAGCAGGUGGACGGAAAGGAUCGGCGGCGAGGCACAACUGCUCCGCGAAUGGAACAGAGAGGUUUGAGUGGGGGGAUAGUGAAGGAAUCCUGCUGUCUACGGCAGAUAAAGGUAGACCAUGCCAGUAUGGAUGGACAGAUUUUGAAACCCGAUGCUACAAGUUCUUCUCUCAGUCGGCUACAUGGAUUGAAGCAGAGAGAAAAUGUAUUGCUCUGAAUGCACAUCUUGCAUCUGUGAACAAAGAAGAAGAAAACUCUUUUCUGCUGGGUCUGUUGCCUUCUCCUACUACACUAUGUUGGAUUGGUGUUCAAGAUGCUGUGGAAGAAGAAGAGUGGUUGUGGAGUGAUGGAACUAAUUAUGACUACAACAACUGGUGCACUGGUGAACCUAACAAUCUGAAUGUUGAGAACUGUGGAGAGAUCAACUGGACCUCUGACAAAUGCUGGAAUGAUUCGCCCUGUACAAACACAAAGGGCUAUAUCUGUGCUAGAUGAUCAGAGAUGGACUGCCCCGUUGUUCCACCGUAACUUUGUACUACAUCAAAAGUUUCUGAAUUUCUUGACAAAACAUCCUCCACUUUAAUUUCUUAAUACUGAAUUAUUCAAUAAAAUCAUUGAAACAAA
This is a messenger RNA of Carassius auratus (goldfish), 636 nucleotides long. Its product is annotated as ladderlectin-like. The coding region runs from base 1 to 507 and encodes 168 amino acids. NCBI's taxonomy places the organism in Eukaryota, Metazoa, Chordata, Actinopteri, Cypriniformes, Cyprinidae. The transcript has 5 exons. The record is from RefSeq and is a predicted model, not a curated record.